AUGCGCAGCGGCGGCACGCGGGGCCGGGGUCCGGCAGCGGCGUUUCCGGUCAACCCCCCUGCACAGCGCCGAAGGGUGGAAGAGACACCUGCACGACAACGCUGGACCCUCACCAGUACUGUGGAGGAAGUACUGCUGGAGGGAUUAGAUGCUGCAGAACAAAUGACGCUAAGCGACUUCAUCAGGAGGUACGUUGAUCCCAAUUUCGUGCUCGAUGAAGGCCGCAAUGUGAUGAUGGGGGUGGUUAUUCAGUGGCCUGAGGAUUGCAUCAGUGACGAGCGGCUCCUAGGAAGAAUUCUUAAUUCACCAGCGUAUCAGCGCCUGGAAGACGCACGCAAUCUACAUGCGGACGCACGCAAGCUAAUGGAGCACGAGGUGGGCAAUCUCCAACACUGGAAGGACUUUCAUCAGAAGGACAUCGUUGCUGCUAUUACGAGGAGGAAACUCAACGCCGCCCUUGAGGUGGCGGAGGUACUCGAAAGGGCGUGGCGGGUGAAGGAAAUUGCCAGACGGCCGUUGCCGGAGGGCUUCUACGACUCUGUGCUCAAGGCGAGGUGGAGCCACGUCUUGGGGUUUCCCGAGGGCGAAGGGGAGGAGGAAGUGGCGGUGCGGAUGGAGGUGAAGGCGGGCCAAGCGCCAGCACAGUCGUGGGAGUACAAGAUGCAGGGCACAACUCUUCGGCCGGUGAACGAUGCGGGGCAAUUCACCGCACCGCGCCCCAGGCUGAUGGUACUCACCUCGGAGAAGGGCUGGCCGUGC
Messenger RNA from Trypanosoma conorhini, 759 nucleotides. RefSeq lists its product as uncharacterized. The annotation marks the transcript as partial. Lineage: Eukaryota; Euglenozoa; Kinetoplastea; Trypanosomatida; Trypanosomatidae. The record is from RefSeq and is a predicted model, not a curated record. The transcript has a single exon.